Coregonus sp. 'balchen' is the source of this 2085-nucleotide messenger RNA. The record is from the annotation of a GenBank genome assembly. NCBI's taxonomy places the organism in Eukaryota, Metazoa, Chordata, Actinopteri, Salmoniformes, Salmonidae.
AUGCCUGGAGCCCUGGGCAGUGGAGGCAGCAGCGGGCAUGAACUGGGGGGUAAGGAUUAAAGAAGGGUGCACUGCACAGUGCACACACUCGCAAACAGACCACAAAGGUAUGUUGACACAGGAAGAUUCCAAUUAUUAUUAUCAAUGCAUUCUCUGAGACGAUAGUUCCUUCACCACUCAGCCUCUCCUUUGUGCAUGAUGUGUUUAUCCGUUCGGGAACAUUUUGCAUUCUUCCUCCUGUCCUAGGCAAGGGUGGACUGCAGAGUCUCCUCGGUAACAUGAGUCACAACCAGCUCAUGCAGCUCAUUGGACCAACUGGACUGGGAGGUCUUGGUAAGUGGCUGUUGUUUAGUGUACUGUCUGUACUGGCUGCACAGUCUUUAUUUACCCCUCGUAGCAAUGUGCUUAAAACAGCUGGAUUGACUGAGAAUGUGUUCUGGGCUGGAGUGCCUGACUUGAUUGGGUUCAGUCAUUAAUUGCAAGUCUAUCAUAACAGGAUUGUUUGGGAGACAAAUUAAUCUGCUCCCUAUUUCUGUCAUGUGUCUGAAUGUGUCCACCAGUCUUUCUGAAUGUGUCUGUCUGUCCGUCUUCUGUCUGUAGGAGGUCUUGGGGCUCUGGCUGGGCCGGGCCUGGCCAGCCUGCUAAGUAGUGAAGGUCCUGCAGCCGGCAACUCCUCUUCAAGGUACCACAAGCCAACAGACUUACUUCACUGCUAAAUUAAUGAAUUUAGUACAUUUAUACACUUGUCUCUCUUCAGCUCAGACUACACACUCACUAGCCAACUUUUACAGAUCGCUUAUUCUACAUUUAUUACAACCCCUGUGAAUUUAGUUAGUCUCUCUGUCUCUCUCCCGCUCAGUCCAUCUCAGUCUCCUGUAGUCACCCCCACCUCCACUGCCACCCGGCUGGGCUCCUCCCAGGUGCCAACCACACCCAUCACCCCGUCUGCCACCAGUGCAGUUUCACCCAUGGCUUCAUCCGCCACCCCUGUUGCUCCCUCCCUCGCAGCCGGGGCAGCCAGCCCCACCCAGCCAAUCCAGCUGAGUGACCUGCAGAGUAUCCUAGCAACCAUGAAUGUACAAAACAUAUAAAUUAGAGAGCAGCUCACAACCCAACUCAACAGUUUAGAACAGUGGACAGAGCAAUAAGGAGUCUCUUGAAGAUGAUAAGGGACGUUAAUCAGGCUGUUACCAGUUAAAUAAAAAGCCUUGCAGCAGUAGAUCCAUGACUGUGAAUUUGAAAAUGACCCUCUGUAUUUGUAGCUGUCUGAUAUGUUUGAAAUAUGAAUGACUGUGUUUGUUCUCUCUACAGUGGACCUGGCCAGUGUUGUGACCCCUGAGAUCAUGGCUCCUAUCCUGGCCAAUGCUGAGGUCCAGAAGAGAUUGCUACCCUGCCGUCAGGAGAGUCCCUGCCUCAGAGCACCGACGAGCUCCACAACACACUCACCUCCCCACAGUUUCAGCAGGUAUAACACACACACACACACACUGCUCUGAGUAUGUGUUUAGCAGUGCUCUUCCUUUCUCUGUAGAGUACACUAGAGUAGCAGUGUUAACACUAUUACUAUUUGUAUGAUAAAGUGAUCUUGGUCUUUUUUAGCUACCGCUUGAGUGCUACCUUUCGUAUACUAUUGUAUGAGUACAGUAUGUAUGAUGUAAAGCAGUGAUUAUUCUCUUUGUAGGCCAUGAGUCUGUUCAGUAGUGCCCUGGCUUCAGGGCAGCUGGGGCCUCUAAUGAACCAGUUUGGGCUGCCAACAGAAGCUGUGGAUGCAGCUAACAAAGGAGGUCAGUGUCCUGCGUACAAAACAUGAACUCAGGGACUUUGUUUGUAUGCAUGUUGUUCCAUUGUUUAGAGAGAACAGAUAACAUGCAGUCUCCUGCCUGUGCAUAUAUUCCUACAUAAUGUUGACAUAACAUUAGUGUCUACCAUUUUGAAUAAGAUUUCCAUAAGAGGUUAUGCCCUGCUGUUUUCAUGUGUGAAAUUCUAAUUGAGCUUUCCUCUAUUCCAGACGUUGAGGCUUUUGCUAAAGCCAUGGAGACAGACAGCAAGUCUGAGAAUGAUGACGAAGAUAUGAGUUUGGAUUAG